UCAAAUGUCCGAUUUCGAUGUCGAUUUGGAAUUGGAGGGUGGCCCGCUCAAGGAUGACUAUGUCUUGGAACAGAUACAUUUCCAUUGGUGGUCAGAGCAUACCAUUGAAAAUGUCCGUUAUCCCUUCGAAAUGCAUAUGGUCCAUCGUAAUAAGAAAUAUCCCAAUAUGACUGUGGCAAAUUUGAAUAAGGAUGGUUUGGUUGUGAUGGGUGUAUUGUUCCAUGCCUCGUUGGAACGUAAUCGUGUUGUGGAUGACAUUUUGGCGGAUUUUGUUCCCAUCAUGAGUUAUGAACAGAUUAAUAUGCCCAUUAAAAUUAAGACAAAUUUCAAAAUGACCGAUUUGGUGCCAGCCAUUACUAGCUAUAUUACCUAUGAGGGUUCAUUGACCACACCCUCGUGUAAUGAAGUUGUAACAUGGAUCGUGCUGGCCGAAACAUUCCCCAUUGGUAUUGAUCAGGUCGAAGCCUUUAAAUCAUUGGAAUACGAACGCGGAAAAACACUGGCCAAUAAUUAUCGCGUCAUCCAAAAGACCAAUGAUCGGGCUGUUAUCAUCGUCACCAAUGAAUUCAGAAAAGAUUCAGGAAAUGGUUCGGCCUCAUUGAAAUCGACUGGAUCGGUGACAGCCCUGCUUGUCGUAGCUGGAUUAUUGUUUAAAUAUUUCAAUUAA
Molecule: messenger RNA, 667 nt
Organism: Musca vetustissima
Lineage: Eukaryota; Metazoa; Arthropoda; Insecta; Diptera; Muscidae
Product: carbonic anhydrase 5A, mitochondrial-like
Exons: 2
Coding region: 5-667 (220 amino acids)
Cellular component (GO): cytoplasm
Molecular function (GO): zinc ion binding; carbonate dehydratase activity
Source: RefSeq, a predicted model, not a curated record